AUGAGGACCCAGCUUCAUGCUGUUGGGAAGCCUAGAGGUCCUCUUCCAAUUGUUCAUAAGUAUUAUCAAUCAGGAGAUUUAAUCAUUGCUGCAAUCAUAUAUCAGAUGUUAUUUGUUUCAAAUGAGAUCACUUUUCAAAGUGUUCCUUCACACGAUGUCCUUGAUCAUACUGACUAUUUUGAUGAUAUUACAACUUACCUUUUAGCAAUGGAAUUUUUAUCUACAAAAGAUAAAUUUAUCCCCAACUACAAAUGUAAUGACCAGACGAACACAGUAGCUGUCAUUGGAGGACCCCGUACUAAAACCUGUGUCAACAUGGCAACUGUUCUGUGUAACUAUAAGUUUCCACAGAUCACAUAUGGAUCAGCCCCACUGAUGAAUAAGGAAACAGCAGCAUAUUUUGUCAAAUGGAUGUUCCCAGAUGAGAUCCACCAGCUUAAAGGAAUACUAUACUUAUUGUUGCAUUUCCAGUGGACCUGGGUUGGAUUGAUUUCUCUGUAUGAGGAAGAUAGAGAGAGGUUCAUUCAAAAGAGUCUUUCCAUUUUUUCAGAGAGGGGAAUCUGCUUUGACUUCAUAGAAUGUAUCCCACAAAUGAUGUAUGGUAAUUUAGUUGCUGAAAUGAUGGAGCAGGCGGAUAAAUUAUAUAAAGUGAUUAUGGGAAGUACAGUCGUUGCAGUGAUCUUAAAUGCUGAAAUUACAACCAUUGUGAUUUUGAGAAUAAUGAUCUACAUUUUAGAUGCUGAUGAUAUUCCAAUGAAAAGAAAAGCCAAAGUUUGGAUCAUGGCAGCUCAGAUGGAUUUUACCUCUAUUCUAAUGCAAAGACACUUGCCCAUUGAUUUUCUCCAUGGUGCUCUUUCCUUUGCAAUUCAUUCAAAAUCAUUAAUAGGUUUCCAAAAAUUUAUGUUGAAGAGAAGUCCAAACUUUGAAAGAGAAGAUGGAUUUAUAAGGGAUUUUUGGAAAGAUGCAUUUGACUGCUCAUUCCCCAGUGAGAUGACAGAUAGGAAUGCUGAAAGGAUCUGCACUGGAGAAGAGAAGCUGGAGACUCUUCCUAAUUCUGUCUUUGAGACCACUGUGAGUGGACAUAGUUACAGCAUCUACAAUGCAGUCUAUGCUGUGGCACAUGCUCUGAGGGCCAUAUUCUGCCAAACUCCCAAAUUCAAAGAUGGUCAAAUAAUUGAUGAAAGGAGAUGGAAGAUGUUGCUUCAGUCACCAUGGCAGCUUCACCAUUUUUUGCAGAAAGUCUCCUUUAACAACAGUGCGGGGGAAGAGAUUUCAUUUGGACCCAAUGGGGAAUUAGUAACUGGAUUUGAUAUUCUAAAUUGGGUCACAUUCCCAAACAAGUCCUUUCAGAGAGUCCAGGUUGGAAAAAUUGACCCCAUGGCUCCCCUAGAUAAGUUUCUCACCAUUUCUGUGAAGGAUAUUACUUGGCCCUUCACAUUUAACCAGACAUUACCUCUUUCCAUUUGUAACAAGAAAUGUCCUCUUGGUCAUAGCAAGAUAAAAGUGGAAGGGAAAUUAUCUUGCUGCUAUGACUGUAUAAAUUGUCCAGAAGGGAAGAUAGCAAACCAAAUGGACUUAGAUGAUUGUUUCUCAUGUCCAGAAGAUCAAUACCCAAACAAAGACCGGGAUAGUUGUCUUCAGAAAAACAUAACUUAUUUGACUUAUCAAGAGCCUUUGGGCAUUUCUUUGCUGGCCACAGCAGUCUUCUUGUCUUUCAGCUCAGUCUUAUUAUUGGGGAUCUUCAUUAAAUACCAAGACACUCCCAUUGUCAAAGCCAACAAUAGGAACCUUACUUAUACUCUUCUCAUUGCUCUCCUCCUCUCCUUCCUUUGCACUUUACUCUUCAUUGGACAACCUGACCAAGUGAAAUGUCUUUUGAGACAAAUUGCUUUUGGCCUAAUCUUUUCUGUAGCUCUUUCUUGUAUAUUGGGAAAAACAGCCAUUGUUGUUCUUGCUUUCAUGGCCACCAAGCCUGGUUCCAAAAUGCGGAAAUGGGUAGGGAAAAGAUUGGCUGCUUCAAUUGUCCUACCUUGCUCAGUGAUACAAUUUACUAUUUGUCUAGCAUGGUUGGCAACUUUCCCCCCGUUCCCAGAUUCUGACAUGCAUUCAAUGACAGAAGAAAUUAUCUUGCAAUGUAAUGAAGGUUCAGCCACUAUGUUUUAUACCGUCUUUGGCUUUAUGGGGUUCUUGACUGCUGUCAGCUUCACAGUUGCCUUCCUAGCUAGAAAUUUACCUGACAGCUUCAAUGAAGCCAAAUUCAUCACCUUCAGCAUGUUGGUUUUUUGUAGUGUUUGGGUAUCAUUUGUUCCAACCUAUCUAAGCACCAAAGGAAAAUACAUGGUGGCUGUGGAGAUCUUUUCCAUUUUGGCUUCAGCAGCUGGAUUACUGGUCUGCAUCUUUUCCCCCAAAUGCUACAUCAUUAUUCUAAGAUCUGACCUGAACAAGAAGGAGCAACUAAUAAAGAAAUGA
Pseudonaja textilis is the source of this 2469-nucleotide messenger RNA. RefSeq names its product vomeronasal type-2 receptor 26-like. NCBI's taxonomy places the organism in Eukaryota, Metazoa, Chordata, Lepidosauria, Squamata, Elapidae. Gene Ontology annotation, cellular component: plasma membrane. Gene Ontology annotation, biological process: G protein-coupled receptor signaling pathway. Gene Ontology annotation, molecular function: G protein-coupled receptor activity. The record is from RefSeq and is a predicted model, not a curated record.